Bombus impatiens (common eastern bumble bee) is the source of this 7164-nucleotide messenger RNA. RefSeq lists its product as uncharacterized. The coding region runs from base 283 to 7026 and encodes 2247 amino acids. Gene Ontology annotation, molecular function: protein binding. The record is from RefSeq and is a predicted model, not a curated record. Lineage: Eukaryota; Metazoa; Arthropoda; Insecta; Hymenoptera; Apidae. The transcript has 10 exons.
UAAUCUCGAUCCGCGCGCCACCUGGCGGAACCAGACGGCAGAUAGCCUCACGCUUUCGUAGUAAGAACGGUCGUCGCAUAUUUAUGCCUUUUGAACAACAAACAAUCGAACGUUUGUUAGUAUCGCAUCGUUGAUCUCCGCCGAAUUUCGCAGCGGACGCGUUGGACAAAAUGCGCGAGAAGAUUACGACUCGUAAUAUCGCGUAAUCAUGAUAUAUCCUGACCGGUGUUCGAGAACCGAAAUAAUGCGAGGUGAACAAGUAUGAAAGAUUAAACAUGUCCCAUGGCUGGAGGCAGGGGCAACAACAGUCAAAGUGGAAAUUUAGACAGAAUACAUCAAUGGCUAUGUUGCCAUCAACUUUAUGCUUCUGUCAAGCCUGAACCUCCUUCCAGUGAAACAUUUAAAAAACAUCAACGUAUAGAAAAGAGCCGAAUUGUUGCAAAAAGUCUUAAUGAUCUGCAAGAUAAUAUUUUGAGCAUAUUUACGGACUCUUUGUAUUGUGAUCUUAACAUAGUACAUGGACAUAAUAUAAUACGAACAAACCAAUGUAUUGUUAAAACAAGAGCUCCACACUUUUACAAGGUUCUCAAGCCUUAUUUUGUAUACAUUAACAAUCAUAUUGAUUGCAUCAUUGAUAAACUGGAAAUUUUUCAUCAUAUAGAAGGCUUUGUGAGGCUUUUAUACAGCAAUUCAAACUUUUCGAAAGAAGAACGAUUAUUGGUAGAACAUAUUUUGCGUACUUAUACCUCAGAUCUUGUGAAUGCACCGUCUGAUAAUAAAGUUUUAGACAUCAACAAAAGAUAUGUGGAUUGCACAACACCAGACUGUCAUUCAAAAAGCAUUGAAAGUAUAAGAAAUGUAAGAGAAUAUGCUACUGUGGAUAUAAGUCCCACUGUAUCCGACAUGGCUGAUUCUGGAUUAGAAACAGGUUCUGUAAGUCCACACGAAAAUACUACGUCUGAAAAUUCGAGUACUGAUUUUGAGGAACUACAAGUCACAGAAUAUGCUUCUGGGAAUGAUGAUUUGGAUAAGAUACGCGCCAAUAGACGCGUGCACAACAAAGAUCAAAAAGUAGUUUCAAAAAAUGAACGCUAUAAUCUGACUAACAAUUAUAACAGCCAUAUAAAAAAUCUGGUAGAAUCAGGAUUAAUGGAAUGUGGUUCAAAUGAUAAUAGUGCAACAAGUUGUUCUUUUGAUGCAGAACAACCACAAUUAGAUUCGUCCAGUUCAUCUACAGAUAAUGCUCAAAAGGCGAAGUCAAAUACAGACGAAAUUUUUCAAUAUGAAAACCAAGUACUUAGCGAUCCAUUUUACGAGUCAGACUGUGGAAGUGAUGAAAAUGAAUCAUUUGAAUUUAUUAAUGUUGGUAAUGCGUCUUCUCCAAAUACCAAUGUAGAACAGAGUUGCGUGAAGGAAGAACCUACGGAAAAAUCGGAAGACGAGAAAAUGUGUCAUUCCAGUUAUUCACAAGCUGAAAAUGUUCCAUCAGAAAAUGCAAAUCACGAAGUAUCACACGAUACACGCAAUCAAAAAAGUUCCUGUAAUACAAGUAAUUAUUACUUUAUUGAUGCAUCAACCCUCAAUGAUGAAAUAGAAGUUCCAACUUCCAAUGUAGUAAAAACUAAAUACAAUGAAAAAUCACAUCCAUAUGUUUCUUAUUCUUCUAAAUAUAUUGCAAGUACAUCUAAUGAUCUCGCCGAUGAGCAAUAUUACAAGUUCACACCUCUUAAGACAACUAAUUUGCAAACUGGACACGAACGGAUAGCAGAGUUUGAAAAAGAGUUGAAACUUACAGAAUAUCUGGAACCACUUACGGACACGCGAAGAAUAAGAAGAACUGAUUCUGUGUCAGAAGACAAAAUUAACGUUGAAACAAACAAAGAAUCUUUAGCCGUAGAAAUUAAGGAGGCGGAUAGUGGUGAAAGCGCGCAUCCUUCUCCUUGUCCUGACAAUAAUAAAAAUAUAAAUAACGAUCGACACGUCGUAACACGAAUAAGUAACGAUAACGAUAACGCAAGUGCGAUAAUAGUGGCUAAAAAAGAAACAAUCGAAGAAACGAACGAUAAGCAAACGACAAAUAAAACGGAUGAUACACGACGACCUUCGCUUAUUAGGAGGAAUACGUUUGAGCUGGACUCGAACGACGAAAAGCUUUCAGUGCUACGGCAGGAAUAUGAACGACGACAAGGUAAUCUCGUAUUCCAGAAUGCUAUUCCUCAAUAUUCAGGACAUCGUGUUGAUGGCGAUUCAUGUUUUAAUCCACCGGACGAACCUUCAAUUCCGAUAAGCAACGUAUUAAAUAAGUUUCCAAUUGAUGUUCAAAUUCCAACUAGUAGUCAGUAUCAUACAAUACCAUAUCUUCCACGAGAUAAUGGAAAAUAUGAAAGUAAUCAGACACCAUCAGAAAAUAAUAAUUCUUUGCAAAGUAAAACUAACAUAAUUUAUCCGGUAACCAAAAGUGCUAGUGAUGAAGUAGUUAUGGAUUAUCAUGCAGAACUGGAUAAUGAUUCAAGCAAUUGUAGUAGCAGUUUACCUGUUACAUUAAGUUGCAUUCUAGAAAAAGAUAGCAGAACAGAUACGAUAAAAAAGACUAAGUGUGACGAAACUAUGCCUAUUAUUUCCGGUGGAGUUAGCACUUCGGACUAUUCUAAGCCUACUGAUAGCCCCACUGUGCGCCGAAAAACAGAAUCGACACCGAUCGUUUCUGGUGGCUCUGUUAUUAUGAACGAACCCGAGGUGAAAAUGAGACCUACGAGAAUGUCUUCGUCUAUGACUGCAUGGGUGGUUGAUAUGAGUGACUGUAACAAAAAUGAAUCCAAACUACCGAAUAAUUCUCAUGCAGGAAUGUCUCAAAGUUUUUCAAAUUCAGAAUGCAUAAAGAAACCGGUAAGGAAGACAAGUGGUCAUGAAAAGCAUGGCAGCUUAGGAUUUUUCGUUAAUUUGAAAGAUAUGGAUCGCAAACCUAUUUUGCAGCAGCAAAGUUAUUCAACAGAUAAGAAAGAACAGAAUGGAUGCAGUAAAUCUUAUUGUGAAUUUUACGUUGAUAUAUCUGGUACAAGUAAUGCACCAAAAAAUAAGAAAAUAGAAGUAGAAGAACCUACUGUCAAACCUGAAAAGUUUAAUGAAAGCGGCGACAAGAAAAACAUUUUUUCUAUGUUCAUUGAUUUAAGCGAUCCACCAAAGAACAAAGAGAAUAUUGUACCACCUUCACAUAGGAGAAGCUUUUCCGCAUUCUCUGACAAACAGAUAGAAACAAAGUUGGAUGAUACUAAUUCUAGCGAAAAUAGUAUCACGACGAGAGAAGAUCAAUCAUCGAGUGAACAAAAAUGUGUCAGAGAAAAAGCGAAACCGAGCGUCUUCAUGUAUAUAGAAUCUGAUUCUCCGGUGGUAAGAAGGAGAACUUUGUCGUCAUCACGGCCGGCGUUUAAACGACAUUCCUGGAAUGUUGAUAAAACGCAAGGCGUUAACAACAAUGGGCAUGUUGCGAAAGAAUUAAUGUUUAGGAAAGAACACAAACGCGCACACAGUCUGUCCGUAGAUCGGGGAGACUUAAAGAAGUUACGAGCAAAGCCUAGUUCUUCGAGUCACUCUUUAAGUGACACAGCAAAACAAGAAUCUGUUACCCAGAAAAAUUCUAAACUUCUUCAAGAAGGUAAUAACGGUCCAAGUAAUAUGGACACAUCUUCAGAAGAUGUUUUUGAGUUUGAUGCGAGAGACACACCUCCGAACUCUCACGUUGAAGUGAUCAACGAAGAACUUCGUGUCAGUGUGAAAGAACACGAGUACACGGAAUUAAAAACAGAAAGAGUCACGGAAAAUCUUAAUGCUACCGAUGCUAAGACAUACGAGGAUGAAUAUUCGGAAACAUCGGCGUGGGAGAAAACAUGUACAGAGAGUACUGAGGGACAAACACGCAAAAGUGAAACAUUUGAUAUUAGUAGCGGUAGUGGUCCAUCCCCUGAUAGUGACAAUCAUGACUAUGAAUUAUCAGAACUAUUGAACGGAGAAGUGCCAAACAUAAAUCGACCACAAGUAGUUCCUGCUGUAGGUAGUAAAAUAUCAGAAACGCAUAAGUCUUUAAAUGAAACUAUCAAAAAGAUUGAAAGCGAAUUGAAAAAUUCAGAUUAUGUAAAGCCAGAGACAGAAUAUGAUAAUCAUAAUAUAACAUCAAAAAAAAAUGAAAGGACUACAGCACACAGUACGAAAACAACAACUUCCAACUUCGUUCGAUUGUCUGAUUUGGAUAAAACACCCGUGGUUUCUCAUUCUACGGACAUGUUGACUGUAAAAGAAGAUAAAAGUACCUAUCGUAUGUGCAACAGUAUUCCAGAAACUUCAUGGAUCGAAAGUAAAUUAGUAAUGUCUAGAACUAACGGAUCCGUUAGACCACUUCCUAGAAAAUUUACUUCAAUCAUGAGUACUUCCCUUCCAUCUAAACAGAAAUCUCCGCUUGAGGACUUAACAGGGGAGUAUGAUGGAGAAGGAAUUAUAUCAGAAUCUGAUCUGAGCAGCAUGCAGAGUAGCAUGGGUCGUUCUGGUGCUGAAGGAAGUACAGAAGAAACUGAAACAUCUAGUUUGGCAGGAAGUAGACCAUACAAUAGAUUGGGAGAAGAUUUAUUAAGAAUGUUCUUAGAAGAAAUAAAUCCAGAUGUUACAAUUGACGUAGCUGGACGUCGUAUAAGAGCUCACAAAUGUAUAUUGAGUUCCCGAUGUCAAUAUUUUGCGGCGAUCCUUAGUGGUGGGUGGAUCGAAAAUGCAGGAAAUGUUAUUUCUCUGCAAGGAUAUUCUUACGAUGCGGUACAUUUUGCAUUGUGUCACAUAUACAGCGGAGAAAGCAACAUACCAGAUUCCAUAAGUAUUGUUGAAUUAGCUACGUUAGCUGAUAUGUUAUGCUUGGAAGGUCUUAAAGAAAUUAUUGGAUAUACGCUUAAAGUUAAAUAUUGCCAUCUAUUUCAUAAGCCUUGUCAAAUAUGUGCUGUUGGUGUAUUGGAAUGUAUGCCUCUGGCAGCAGCUUAUGGCCUCGACGAAGUGUAUCGAAAAUCUCUUCGUUGGGUUACGAGACAUUUCGUACGAAUAUGGCCAUGUAAAGCAUUUGCGACGCUUCCGAAAGAACUUAUGGCAAAAUGUUAUCAUCAACAUAUUGUACAUAUGUCCACGGAUAACGUGCUUCAAACUAUGAUGGAUUGUGAUAAGCUACUCGCAACUUUGCCAAAUGUUCGUUGGGCUGAACCAGUGUUUAGAAUGGUUUCAAACUUGCUGGAAACUUCAGUGAAGUUUCUGUCGGAUAAUUUCUCAGGAGUUCUGGGCAACGAAAACUUCCAAUCUCUUGGUCGAGAGUUAACAUGGAAUAUCAGUCGACUGGAGGAUAAUUUCUUAGCAGCUGCCGAACGUUUACCUCCUGAACAAGCAUGUAAAAGUUAUUCAAAAUUGAAUAAAAUGUUAACUUCAGCACAACAAGAUGAGGUUCAAGACAAAAUUAAGUGGGGACCUUUGUUUGUUGAUUUUUUGAAAAAAAUUCAAAGUCGAGUAGAGAAAUGCUUGGUUAGAGAUGCGGCGCGAGCCGCUAGAACUACUACGUGGUUAAAGAUGGACUUGGAGCUUCGACGCAGAAUUCAAGAAUUAGCUUGUCUUGUAAUUUUACCUCACGAAACAUCAAAACGUCAGUCAAGGCACUCUAACUUUAUAAAAGAAACUAGGCCAGCAUCGAGCCGCUCAACUAUUACUAACAGAAGCUUGGAUUUGAAGCGCGUGAAGAUGGCUAUAUCUGAACAUAAUCAUAAAACUCUAAAACAAAUGGCAGUAGCUCAACAACAGCAACAACAACAACAACAACCGAAGAAAGUUUUUAAUAAACCAAAAAGCGAUCCAUUGGAACGUAAAAUGCAAAAUGAUAAACAAGCCACUACAGAUACAACAAAUAGUAGGCCAAAAUCAUGGCCUAACAAAUUAGAGGUAAAAUCGAGAUAUUUGGAACCUCGGAACAAAUCAGUCCCAAAAGAAACUACGCAACCAGUACAUCAAGAAAAGGUCAUGGUACAGCAACGACGAAAAAUAAUGAUUUCAUCUUCAGAUUCAUCUCGCACAUCUAGUCCGGCAAUGAAACGGGCUACCGACAAAAAACCAUUAGCUAAGAUAAAGUUACCUAUAAAGAAAGAUGUAAAAGCACUUUCUUCUGAUAGUUUAACAGAGUCGAAUGCCAGCAGAACUAAUACGAAAAACGAUUCGAUCAGUAAAAGUUGCGGUAUUACGCGUCCAGAAUCUCCGUCUUUUAAACAAAAAAAUACGGAGAUAGGCUUAUCUGUAGAUUCUUUAGCAGAAUCGAAGAACAAGCCAACAGUUGUAAAGAAGAAGGCUACUAAAAUGGACACUUCGAUGUCCACGGAUAGUCUUAUGACUGAAAUAACAACAACGCCCAAAUCAAACACAUCAAAUAAACUUUCACCGACUUUAGGGAAAACAAUAAAUAAAGCACAAUCUUAUGAUAAAACAGCGAAGAAGAGCUCACCACCGAUGCAGCAAAAAAAUCUGCUUACAGCGACAAGAAGACCACGAAGAUCAUUAGAGAGUUCGACCGCAGCUAGUAGAAGCCGGGCAGCUGCUAUUAGUGCUUAUCAUUUGCGAAGAAAUCUUCUAGACGCUGCAAAAACUCCAGAUAUUCCAAGUAAGUCAUUAAAUAACGUAUCGUGUAAAACGGUAACUAUGCGAUCGAUUACACAAUCGACAGUUAAUCAUCCUAAUAUAAUGAGAGAGAAAAAGGAAGGAGUGACGACUCAACAAAGCUCCGAGAGCCCUAGCAAAAGAUCUUCCCCUAAAUCAUGUGGCACUAGUAAGAUAAAUAAGCCUAUGGUCACUAAUAAAAGGACAACUACUACAAAGACCUCUUCUGAUGAGAAAGUUAAAAAUAAGUGCCAUAAUGGGGAAGUUCCAAAACAACCAACCGUAGGUUCUAGAUCGGGAACGUUUUUAAAAGAUGAGCCCACGAUUCUUAAGAAGGCAGAUAUUAAAUCUUCUCAAAUUAACACUUAAAUUUAUGAAUUGGUUGCUAUGUAAGUUUUUAUACGUACAUAGCGCCCAUAGUUUAAUGAUUAUACAUAUAAAACUAUCGUCUUUAAUCGCAAACGUGAUAACUCCAACCGCGAAAUCGUAUUAUGUGUAAAAAAAAAA